Messenger RNA from Sclerotinia trifoliorum, 2547 nucleotides. The record is from the annotation of a GenBank genome assembly. Lineage: Eukaryota; Fungi; Ascomycota; Leotiomycetes; Helotiales; Sclerotiniaceae.
UCAUCUAGACGCCGGAAUAGGGGCGGCUCUUCACCCGGAAAAUGAAUGUCCAUCACGAGGUGCAUAUAUUUUGCUGACUGCAGUAUUUAUGGAAGAUUGAGCAAAAUCGUUAGACUACACAUCACACAGCGAACAAUAUCAAAGUCUUAUAUUUACCAGCCGAGUGCUUUACUUUCAGACCGUAGCAUCCCCGGAACAAAAUGGCUACCACCGACAACGUUGAAGAGCAGUACAAGCCAUUGAAAGUGUUGAUAGCUGGUGGUGGGAUUGGAGGGCUCUCAGCAGCCAUUUUUCUCCGACAAGCAGGACACAAUGUAGAGGUUUGUAGACAUGCGUAAAUUUCAUGAAGGAAGUAAAUUAACAGCAAUCUAGAUCUUCGAGCAAUCACGUUUAGCAUCUGAAGUAGGUGCAGCAAUACACAUUCCUAGCAACGUCAACGGUUUAUUACGAAGGAUGGGCAUGGUGCCGGAAGAUCAUGGAGCAAACCUAAUUGAAUGGAUUUCUGAAUAUAAAUCGAACGGCGAGGUGUUGAUUGUCAGAGACGUGAGAGGAAUGUCCAAGGCUUAUCCAUACCCGUGGCAACUGAUCCAUCGAGUGGAUCUUCAUAGUGCGUUGAAAGAAAUUGCUACAUCGGAUAAUGGAAAAGGAAGCCCUGCAGUUCUGCAUACUCGAAGUAGAGUUACUUCUGUUGAUGUCAAAGCUCCAUCUUUAACUUUGGAAGACGGAUCUACGCAUAUGGGUGAUUUCAUAAUCGCUGCGGAUGGUGUUCAUUCAAAAAUUAGGAGUACACUCUUAAGAGAUCACCCACCUCCGGAGUCAUCUGGAGCCAACGCCUUCAGGUUUAUGAUCCCAAUCGACAACAUUCGAAAUGAUCCCAAGACUGCGCAUUUCGUCGAAAAAACUGGAGAUAUGCUUGUAAUAUCUGGGGAAGAUCGAAGGAUAGUUGCAUAUCCAUGUAGGAGCAAUACCUUAUUGAACCUUGUGGCAAUGCAUCCCGAAGAAGAAACAGAAGCUAGUUCCGAAGAGUGGAGCCAAAGUGCAUCCAAAGACAUGCUUUUGAAAUGUUACGCUUCAUAUACAGAUGAUGCACAAGCCCUGCUGGCAAAAGUCUCUCCUGGUGACAUCAAAUUAUGGAAUUUGCUAGACCAUGAGGAGCUAGGAAGAGAAAAUUGGGUUCAUGGCAAAGUGGCACUUCUUGGUGAUGCCGCUCACGCAUUUCUCCCACACCAAGGGCAAGGUGGUGCUCAGGCCAUAGAAGACAGUGCAGCAAUAGGUGCUUUAUUUCAACUGGGUACUACUCCGUCUGACAUUGAGCAACGUCUGAAACUUUAUGUUCAAGCUAGAUACGAUCGUGCUACGCUUGUGCAGGACUUCACUCGUCAAGCAGCAUUUAAAACGCCUCGUGGAAAGCAUGGAGGCAAGCUUAAGGACGGUAUGCAAUUCAUGGAUAUAAAUCUUAGCCACGACGCAUACGAUCACGCGCAUGGAAUAUUGCUUCGAGAUUUAAAUAGAAAUGCUCUGUCUCGCAGAAUUCCAAUGCCCUUUGGGCCUACCCCAGGUCCUAGACAAGACUUAAACGGAAAGCCUCGGGGCCCUCCAAAAGGAUCAUAUAAGACAAGUUAUAUUACCUUUAAAACUCACAAGAGCUAUCUAUCAACGCUUCUGCCAUCUGAAAAUUUCCAGAUAAACACCGAUGAUAUGUGGGCGACUGCCAUAUUCUCAACCACACGCGUAGGUAAUCUGGAAUGGCUAGGAGGCCGAGGAUAUUCAGUGUUCGGACUAUACGUACAUGAUGUCGUACAUAAGGAUCCAUCAACCGGCGCUGAAUUGAAAGGUGACUUGCUACCAGUUUCUUUUCACAACAUGGCCGAUCCAAUUAUUAGCGGCCGAGAAGAACUAGGAAUUUCCAAAGUCUUCGCGACCUUAGAGGAGAAAUCCAACUCGGAUUCGUCGUUCGUGUUGAGUUCUGGUUGGGAGGGUACAGAAUUUUGUCGUUUGACUUUGAAUGAUUUGAAGGAGACUUCAGAAGCCGAGUCCGUUCUUCAGAACCCAACCCUGCAUUACAGGGUCAUUCCUUCAAGCGUGAAACAAGAACAGGAUGCAGAGUAUGCGGCUGCUUAUCCUCCAGUGCCAGCGGCAAAAGAAGAAAAGAGAUGGAAGGCUGGGAGCGCGGAAGUCGUGUUCACAGAUCUGGAAAAUAGGGAACUGGAGAUGGCAUUCCCAACACUGGUAAAUAUAAUUAAGGGUCUCCGAGGUAUCAAAAUUGUGGAGGUGAUCCGAUCUGGAAUUCAAAGUUCAGUUCCAUAGUUCUAUAUGAGUUGAAGGGUAGAUUGGAGGAAGUGUUUCUGGGUCAUGGAUGAUAUAUUUUAGGGUUGUACAGACUGUGUAUGAUAGAUUUUUUUUAGAUAUUCAUUAUAAAAGGGCGGUUAGGUGUUAUAUAUAUAUAUGAUCAAAACUCAAAUUAAGGUUUCUAAUCUUUCUUAUCAUUUUCUAACUUGUUUCGAUCUAAUUAAUUAUACUUUUUCUCUACUAUAAUCAUCCUUGUUA